This is a messenger RNA of Cheilinus undulatus (humphead wrasse), 2239 nucleotides long. RefSeq names its product TBC1 domain family member 12-like. Lineage: Eukaryota; Metazoa; Chordata; Actinopteri; Labriformes; Labridae. The transcript has 15 exons. The record is from RefSeq and is a predicted model, not a curated record. The coding region runs from base 231 to 2069 and encodes 612 amino acids.
UCUCCUCCUUCGGUUCACCUGUCACCGCGGAGGAUGAGAAUCUUCCAGAGAACAGGCUGAACACCGCUCCUCUCUGCCGGCCGCAGGGCUCCGUGUCCCGGCAUGACGAAGCGAGAGACCCCGCUGAGUGUCCACCGAGGAGGAGGCGCUGAAGCCGGGGAAGAUUCAGCCGAGCGGCGCUGACUGGAGACCCGGAGAGGUGAGGCAGCUCGUCUCGUUUCCGAUGUGAAAUGGAAACCUGCGGUGAUUCGUCGUCUUCUCCCGUGACGGUACACGAAGCGUGCUUUCAUCAUGAUGACCCCGCCUCCUCUGAUGAUGUCAUCGCCCAUCAUCACCAGGAGGUGACAUGCUCAGGAGACGGCGAGGAGUUGGGAGAAUCUGCUGCUCCGUCACACUGUGAGGACCUCCGCACCAAAGGACCAAUCAAACGCUGCUGUGACAGACUGGACACUGAUGGUACCUGUGGGGGCGGAGCUACAGGAGGCUCCACGCCUGUCUCACCUGUCCCUCCUUCUAACGCCUCUGACCUGGACUCACAGGAGCACGCCAGCUCUGAUGAUGAGGCCUUCAUCACCGAUCUGCCGCCGUCGCCGUCCCCAGGUGAGCCACGUCUCCCCUCCGCCAUCGCCCCUCGCUCCAGGAACACGUUUGAGUGCGGCCGCAGACAGAGCGCUCCGGGUCAGCUGGUUCAGGACGACGGAGGGGCGGAGUCAGAGCUGCAGUCCAGGAGGCCGGGCAUCGUCGAGUACUUCAGCAGCAGGAAGCAGCGGUCCGUCAGUCAGAGCGUCGCAGGAUGGAAGCUGUUUGGUAAAGUUCCCCCCAAACAGAGUCCGUCUAAACACGCCCGGACCAUCCAGCAGGAGUUCGAGGCACGGCAGGUGUCAGCCCGCAGCUCUCCUACCCAUAAUGCUUCGGGGCAGCUGAGCCAGAGGAAGGUGGAGUUUGAGCCUCUGUCAACAACAGCGCUGAUCCUGGAGGACCGGCCGCCGAACCUUCCGGCGAAGUCAGCGGAGGAGACGCAGAGACACAGAGAGCAGUACGAACAGAUGGUGGCUGGAGCUAGAAGGAGAGAGCUGAAGGAGGCGCAGAGGAGGGAGCAGCAGAGGAGAGAGAGGCUGAGACACGAGGAGGAGAUCUCCAACAACACGCUGAUCUGGAACCAGCACAUCCUGCCGCACUGGGACGCCAUGAGGUCCAGUCGUCGGACCCGGGACUUGUGGUGGGGAGGUUUACCUCCAAGUGUCCGAGGACGGGUUUGGAGCAUCGCCAUCGGCAACGAGCUCAACAUCACAGCAGAGCUCUAUGAGAUCUUCCUCUGCAGAUCCAGGGAGAGCUGGAGGAGCGUCAGUGAGAGCGAUGACGGGGCGUCAGCGGCAGACCGAGAGUCCAGCUGUGAGCUGAUCACACGGGACAUCUCCAGAACAUUCCCCUCACUCUGUGUCUUUCAGAAGGGCGGUCCAUACCACGAUCUGCUGCAAAGCAUUCUGGGAGCUUAUGUGUGUUACAGACCUGAUGUGGGAUACGUGCAGGGGAUGUCCUUGGUGGCGGCCACGUUGGUUCUGAACAUGGACGAGUUGGACGCCUUCAUCAGAUUCUCUAACCUCAUCAACAGGCCGUGUCAGCUGGCUUUCUACAGAGUCGACCACCAGCAGAUGUUCAGGUAUUUCAGGUGCUUCCAGCUGUUCUUUGAGGAGUCUCUACCUCGUCUCUUCCUUCACUUCAGGUCUUCAGACGUGACCCCUGACCUCUACCUCAUGGACUGGAUCCUGUCUCUCUACCUGAAGCCCCUCCCCCUCGACGUGGCGUGCAGAGUGUGGGACGUGUUCUUCUGUGACGGGGAGGAGUUUCUGUUCAGGGCGGCUCUGGGGAUCCUGAGACUGUACCAGGACCAGCUGCUUCACCUGGACCUGAUCAGCAUCGCUCAGUUCCUGUCCCGCCUCCCUGAUGAAGAGCUGCUCUCUGAUAGGCUGUUCUCCUGCAUCACGGCCACGCCCAUGCUGAGUGGAGGCAGGAAGUGGAGCCAGGUUUUGUCUUCGUGUAGAGAAUCAGAGAGUCAGAGCAGCAGCUGAUCAACCAUCGGAUUUAUUUCUAUAAAAUGUGAUUUUUUUAGAGUCACAUUGUGGAUCCAGGGUUCAAAUCUGAUGUCAGAUCAACAUUUAUUUAUGACUUUUCUCAUUUCUCUGAGAUUCUGUGUCAUAACAGGAAAACUAAGGUGAAGGAGGGAUGGACAGUAGGGGAG